Molecule: messenger RNA, 7938 nt
Organism: Conger conger (European conger)
Lineage: Eukaryota; Metazoa; Chordata; Actinopteri; Anguilliformes; Congridae
Gene: golga3
Product: golgin A3
Exons: 24
Coding region: 503-5080 (1525 amino acids)
Source: RefSeq, a predicted model, not a curated record
UCAGUAUAACAGCUCGGUCGAUCUAUUGUUGCGUUAACUAGCAACGUGAAAAUAUAUUUUAUUUGAUUUAUUUAGAAAUAAACGACAGUUAAUAAAUUAGAUCAGACAUUGUACAAUUUUAAGUAGGAUUGACUGUGUAUACAUUUGGAAAAAUCGAUCGUUACGAUAAGUUAAUUGGGAGUUUCUUCAGUCCUGUUCCUUGUUUCUGGGCGGAACGAUAAAGGGUCGGAAUACAAAUAGCCACGUAGGGGCUAGGUAAGGCUGUCGUUUGAAAGGGAAGGCUGUGUUAUGUCCUUGUAGUCGGUGUCAGCGGCGUCCAUCUUGUCUUCCCGUGGGCGAGGCCAGGCUGUGUGAAGAUGGUGUGAGGGCGUCGGCCGCACUUCCCCCCCACCGAGCCCACCCCCCCCCCCCCUGCUCAGGGGCGCUGGCGGAGUGCCGUCUGAAAGCAGCGCUUUGUGACUGACGCAGGAAGUGGCGCAGCAGCCGCCGGCGACGCCGCGCGAUGGAGACCGAGGCUCAGGCGCGAGACGCGGCACCGCCGCAGACCAAAGAGAGCGCCGUCGCCGAUCCCGCCGUCAACGGCUCCGCCUUGGAGGGGCCGGCGGAGAAGCCCGCGGCAGCCGGGGACACGCCGAACGGCCCUGUCAGAGCGGACGCGGUGCUGAACGGAGACGCGGUGGCGGUCGGCCCGGGCGGCGAGGCGAACGGGCCCCUUCCCCCGCCCCCCUCCCCAACCCCCCCCUCCCUCAGCCCCCCCGCCAAAGAGCCGGCUCCAGGUGCGGCCUGCCCCCCUCUUCCGCUAGGGCGGUCUCAGGGAGAUAGCGCUGAGGGCUCUGUUCACAGGGGGGACGCACUGCAGUCUCUCAGGCAAAGCAUACCUAUGCAGGAGACUGAACUGUCCUCUCUGGAGCCCUCGAUGGAGCUGGAGAACGAGGAGCAGAUCCGCCGGGCCGCGCGGCGGCGUCUCGAGGAGCAGCUCAAGCAGUACCGCGUCCAGCGCCACCAGGAGAGGAGGUCACAUCACUCCACCCCUAAGAGCCGGCAGUUCAGCACACUGGACCCGGAGCUGAUGCUGCACCCGGAGGCCCUGCCUCGGGCCAGCACCAUGUCCAUGACCAAGGAGUACUCCUUCCUCCGCACCAGUGUCCCGCGGGGGCCAAAACUGGGCAGCCUAGGCCUGCCCCCAUCCGCCAGGGAGAAGAAGCCCUCCAAGUCCUCCCACUCCGGAAAGAUCCACUCCCUGGCGGACUACAAGACCCCCGAGUCGGACAGCGGGGCGGGGAGCUCGCCGGCGGGGGCCAUUGCCGUGACGGCCAGCUCCUCCUCCUCCUCCUCCCUGGGGGGAUCGCUGCAGGUCAACGUGAGCGCGUCGUCGACCGUGUCGGAGGUCAGCGUGACCCCUGACCCCGUGGUGGAGCGCUCGGAGUCCUUCCUGCUCCUGGGGGACAGCGUGUCGGAGGUGGACGGCAGCGAAUCGGGAGCCCGGCUCGACGGGAACGACAGCGACAGCUCCUCCUACAGCGGCGUCUCGGCCGCUAGGAGUUACGGGACGCUGGCCGCGGCGGUGGGGGUGGGUCAGAGGGCGCUCCCUUACACGGUGGACGGCCGAGAGAUUGCCCCGGAGGCUGUGGGGCACUUCCCCUCCCUGCAGGAGGUGCUGCAGGCAGCCAAGGAGGAGCGGCACCUCCUGGAGCUGGAGCAGGAGCAGGAGCGGGAGGAGGAGGGGAACGGGGAGCCUCGCAGUCGGAGGGACAGCUUCUCCAGCAGUAUCUCCAUGGGAAGCUCCGUAAUGGGGACCCAUGAUGACCUGCUGCAGGCCCUGAAGGAGAAGAUGAGGCUGGAGGGACAGCUGGAGUCCCUAUCGUCAGAGGCUAAUCAGGCCCUGAAGGAGAAGACGGAGCUCCAGGCCCAGCUGGCCACGGUCAACGCCCAGCUGCAGGCCCAGUUGGAGCAGGCCCAGGCCAGCCACGAGCGGCAGUCCUCCCUGACCUCGGAGGUCACCACCCUGCGGCUGAACACCUCCCAGCUGGAGAGGGACAUGCUGGAGCUCCAGGGCAGCCUGGAGAGCAGGAACGCCAGCCUGGCCUCCCUGGGCACAGACCUGCAGCUGGCUGAGGAGCAGUACCAGAGGCUGAUGGGAAAGAUGGAGGAGAUGCAGCAGACUGUGGCGUCCAGGGACAAGUCAGUCCAGGAGCUGCGUGAGCAGACGGGCAGUCUCCAGGCGCAGCUGCAGCAGGUCCAGGUGGAGCGGAGCACCCUCCAGGCCCGGCUCAAGACCUCGCAGGCCCAGAUAGACUCCCUGCAGCAGGUCCGCCUCUGGUACCAGCAGCAGCUGGGUCUGGCCCAGGAGGCCCGGGUUCGACUGCAGGGAGAGAUGGCCAACAUGCAGGUGGGGAAGAUGACUCAGAUCGGAGUGAUGGAGCACCUGAAGCUGGAGAACGUGAGCCUGAACCAGCAGCUCUCCGAGACGCAGCAGCGCUCCAUGAAGGAGAAGGAGCGCAUCGCCGUGCAGCUGCAGAGCAUCGAGGCUGACAUGUUGGACCAGGAGACAGCCUUCCACCAGAUCCAGGACGCCAAGUCCAUGGUGGAGGAUGACCUUCAGCGCAAACUGGAGGAGUUCGAGGAGGAGCGGGACCACCUGCAGAAACUCGCCGAUUCGGCCUCCGCCCUGGAGAGGGAGCUGGAGCAGGCGAAGCUGACGCUAUCCCAGAAGGACGUGCAGCUGGAGUCGCUGCAGAAGGAUCACCUUGAGCUGAUGAGGCAGCUGACGGGCGCCCAGGAGAGCCUGCACACCAAAGAGCAGUCCCUGAACCAGCUGGAGGCCCGCUACCUGGAGCUGGAGGCCCAGCUCGACGAGCUCCAGACCGACACCACCGCCAAGGACGACGAGAUCCAGUACCUCCGCAACGAGAAGAUUGUCCUGGAGGUGGCGCUGCAGGCCGCCCGGGCUGAGAAGGAGGUGCUGGACGAGGGGGCGCAGCAGCUCGGGGAGGGCGUGCUGGUCGCCUCCGACGUGCUGGACGACCUCCGGCAGGAGGUGCAGGUGAAGGCCUCGCAGAUUGAAACCAUGCAGCAGGAAAACGGCACAUUGAAGAAGCAAGCGCAGAAGUUGAAAGAGCAGUUUAUGCAGCAGAAGGUGAUGGUGGAGGCCUACCGGAGAGACGCCAGCUCCAAAGACCAGCUGAUCAGCGAGCUGAAGGCCUCCAAGAAGCGGCUGGUGUCGGAGGUGAAGGGCCUGAAGCAGUCGCUCUUGGAGGCCCACGGGGGGAGGCAGGCAGCCGAGCUGGAGCAGGUCCGGCUCCAGAAGGAGGUCUCCAGGGUCCAGGACCAGAUGAGCACCCUGGAGGCCCAUCUGCAGGCGGUGCAGAAGGAGAGGGACCUCCUGGAGACCCAAAUUCAGUCGGUGCAGUUUGACCAGAGCCAGCUCGCGGCUGUGACCGAGGAGAACGAGGGACUGAGGACACAGGUGGAGCAGAUGCAGGAGGAGGCCAAGAAGGCCAUCUCGGAGCAGAAGGUGCGGAUGAAGAGGCUGGGGACGGAUUUGACCAGCGCGCAGAAGGAGAUGAAGGCCAAGCACAAGGCCUAUGAGAACGCGGUGGGGAUCCUCAGCCGCCGGCUCCAGGAGGCGCUGGCCGAUAAGGAGAGUGCCGAGGCGGAGCUCACCAAACUCAAGGCCCAGGCUUCAGAGGGUGGGAAUAGCCAGGCCCUGCAGGAGAGGAUAGACGCCCUACAGGCGGAGCUCCAGACUGUGUCUCAGAGCAAGGCCCUGCUGGAGAAGGAGCUGCAGGAGGUCAUCUCCCUCACCAGCAACGAACUGGAGGAAUACCAGGAGAAGGUCAUGGAGCUGGAGGACGAGCUUCAAGAGUCUCGGUGCUUCAAGAAGAGGAUUCGCCGUCUGGAGGACGCCAACAAGAAGCUGGCACUGGAACUCGAGCACGAGAAAGGGAAAUUAGCCGGGCUCGGGCAGUCCCACAAUGCACUGCGAGAGCAUUCCAACAUCCUGGAAACCGCGCUGGCCAAAAGGGAAGCGGACCUGGUGCAGCUCAACCUCCAGGUCCAGGCUGUGCUGAAGCGUAAGGAGGAGGAGGACCAUCAGAUGAAGCAGCUGGUCCAGUCCCUGCAGGCCGCUCUGGAGAAGGAGAGGGUCAAAGUGAAGGACCUCAAAGAGCAGGUGGCUGCAGCCAAGGCGGAGGCAGCACACAACCGCCGGCACUACAGGGCAGCCAUGUUGGAGCUGAGCGAGAUCAAGAAGGACCUGCAGUCCAAGGAAGAGCUGGUCCGAGCCCUGCACUCCGAGGCCCAGAAACUGCAGGCCCAGGAUGAGAGGCACUCGCAGGAGGUGUCUCAGUUCCAGGAGGAGCUGGCAGAGGCGCACUCCCAGCUGCACCUCCUACAGAAGCAGCUGGAGGAGCAGCUCGCCAAGCAACCGCUGACCAAUCAAGAGGUGGAGGAUCUGAAGUGGGAGGUGGAGCAGAAGGAGCGGGAGAUCGAGGCUCAGAAGCAGCAGCUGGAGAUGGCUGAGCAGUGCAGCCUCAAGGAGCUGGAGAGUCUACAGACAGCCCUACAGGGAAUCAAGGCAGAACUGGAGGUUGUUCAGGAGGAGCUCAGCGGAACCAGGAAGGACAAGUUCAUCCUGCAGGCCAAGGUGGCUGAGCUGCGCAACAGCAUGAAGACCCUGCUGCAGCAGAACCAGCAGCUCAAACAGGACCUCAAACAGGGCCGCCUGAGGAAGCGUAUGGAGCUGAAGGGAGACUCCAACGCCUCCAGACCGGUCACGCCGGUCAAGAUCCCUGACUGCCCGGUUCCUGCCUCCUUAUUGGACGAGCUGCUCAAGCCUUCCGCGUCCGUCAACAAGGAGCCGCUCAACAACCUGCACACCUGUCUGCAGCAUCUGAAGCAGGAAAUGGACUGCCUUCAGAAGCAGAUGGAGGAACACACGGUCACUGUGCACGAGUCCAUGACAUCAUGGACCAAUGCAGAGGAGGAGCUUAUUAGACUGGGUGUCCAUGACAACGGCUCGGAUCCUCCAAUCACCGCUGAAAUGAACAGUGACGCUAAGGAGGAGGCGGAGCUAUCGUAACGAGUCGGGUGGCCUGUGACGGACUGUCUAGGAGGGUGGGGUCUCGUCCACCAUGGCACUUUUUGUUUUGUUUUUAUUAUUUUAAACUUUCUUUAAUCCCUCUUGUUUGUUACGUGCUGCUACAGAACACACUGAGCAUCGUCCCGUCUUUGCAGACUGUGCUCAAGUGAGGCAGACACUUUUUACCAUAGCUUUAUACUGUUACCGUAUUUCUAUCUGUGUUACUUUUAUUUAAUUAUAAUUUAUAAUCGAGCAUCGAUGGGCAUCAACUGUCAAAUUGGCAAAUUGCGUUGAAAAGUGGCAGCAGGCUUUGGGUGUAUUCUUGUCUUGCAUUGAAUAGUCGCAGAAGAAAAAAAAAAAAACAAAAGGCCCCACGAACACGACUUCAUUCAGUUUCAGAAUCAUAUUUUUCCCAUUUCGGUAUCUUCCGGUCAGAUUUUAGUUAUCGGUUUAUUUUAAACUAGUUUCCGUUUUCAUUUUCUUUCUCCUUCAAGAUGUCAUGGUGGUUCGAAACAGUCGUUGCUGUGUGGGGUAGCUGUUGCUAGGAGACACUAGCUUUUGCACACGUACGCCGGGCUACCCGUCUGCAGGCCCCUCCCAACUGUUCUUCCAUUCGCCUGUGCCUGGAAAUGGGCGGUGCUUGUCUGGGGAAAUGGGUGGAGCCGCUCUGACCCACCCGGCCAGCUGGGUGUGGACUGUGGCUCCAAUAACCCUGAGUCCGGAAGGUCAUGGCUCCUAACCCGGAAGGUCAUGACCCCUGACCUUUUACAGGGCCCAGCCUCGUCCGCCUUUUCAGGGUAAUGGUGUCGAAGGUUCUGUUGCGCUUCGUUAUUUGGACUACAGCUCCGUUCUAAGUAACGUCUAAAAUAGUAUUGCCCAUUGCGCUGCGCUACACUCUUCAGGUAGCGCCUCGAGGUGUUUGUUCUUCUGGUUUCUGUCGUAAAUUAGGGUUUGUGGUUUGACCUGGACAGUAAUAGUGAAAAUUAUGGCAGUGCCAUAAAACCAUAGUUGAGAGAAAUCUCCCAAUUUGCUGUUUUGGGAAGUUCGGCGUUUUGAACGAACCUGUGUAUUACAAUUUGAAAGAAUGUUUGCAAGGUGUGUAUAAAAUAGAAUUUUAUGAGAUGAGUGGGCAGGUUGACGACCCACUGUAAGAGUGUCUAAGUGUUAAGUUCUAUGUGGGAAAGACCUGCUGAUGUUGCACGGUAAAUGUCAGAGAGAAAAGAGCGAGAGAGUCGAUUAUCGCUUAAUGUUACUGCUUCUGUGAGUAUGGCUUACUCGCAUCCAUUAUGUCCUGGCUUCUUUUUCUUCUGUUUUAUUGUUGCUAUGCUUCUGUAUUUAAUGUAACGGUCUCCUGUCAAAGAUGCUGUUAAUUAUCGCGCUGUUCAUUCUCUGUCUCAUACAGCCUUAAUUAUAAUUUAGGAUAGGGUGUUCUCAACCUACUUGGCAAAAUUGAAAUAUCUAAAUAUAGAGAGUAAUAUACAGUGUAUCUUCUCUGUUAAUGUAGUCUAUUUUCUGUUAUUUAUAACUAUAAUGGUUAACUAUGGUUAACACUGUGAUUGGAAUGACAUUGGAGGGAGAAAAUUACUUGCCAGAGAAAUAUGACCUAAUUUGAAAGCAUAUUAUGGAAUGGAAAAUAAUUCAAUAUUAAAUGAGGAAAUGCUGAACUGAAAGUAAAAUCCUGUAUGUUUGUGGGUGGGGAAAACUGACAUUAAUGCUUAAAACAUUUAAAAUGUGUGGACUAUUCAUUGCUGAGGUUAUACCCUUGAAGGUUCAUUCUUGGUAAACAUUGGUUCUUACCUUGCGCUUUCUGUAAAGGGACAAAACUGACAUGUAAUCUGUAAUGCUUGCAACUGAAUGAAGGAAACUUUCAUAGUUGGUCGCUGGUGUUACCUUGGAGUAUAGCAUUUCUGCAACCUGCAGAAAUGUCAUUAAACAACUCUAAAUUAACACACACUGCUAUGUUUAAGAUCCACAUUACCUUUUGUUGUAACCUGUAUGAUUUAUAAAAUCUUUCACCUGGCUGCUUAACAGCAGCUUUGCAUAAGGAGUUGUGUGUAUUGUUGCUUCUGGUCUUCAGUUUUAGUUACUGUUAAUACUACUCACCUGUAAAUUCCAUUAAUUCAUUGCUUUUUGGUAAUGUUCAUUUUGAUAUGUACAAAUCAUAGUUGGAUAUUUAUGAUUAACGCCCUUUCUUAAAAAAUGAAUUGAUUUUUGAUUUUACUUUAGUACUGACGCUAAUUCUGAUCAGUAACAUUUUUCUGAACUGCAUUUAAAAAGUAAUGCCAUAGUUAACCUUUGGUCCUUUUAUACAAAUAAUGCUUGUGUUAAGGCCAGUUUUAAACUAUUGUCUGAAACGAAAUUACACUUCAUAUUUAGUUCCAGAAGUCUUGUUUCAGAUACUUUUCAUUUUUAUACAAAGAGUCGAUUUAGACACAGGCUUGGAUUCAUGCAAUGGUGUUCUUCAGUCUGUCAAAGUAUACUGAAUAUGUACUUGAUACUUUGUCAUUAAGUACAGCUGAAUACUGAAAAUAAACCAAAACGAAACUGCGUAAUGGGUAGUGUUCUAGUCCGUCCUGGUACAGUUGUCAGUUGGAGUAAUCAUUAAAAGGCAGGAUAUGACUGUACUAUGGUUCUGGUGUUAAUUGUAGUUACAUGGGUAUAGCGCACAUAGUUCAUUAAGCGUUUCUUUAAUCAUAACGGGUGAUUUAAAAACUAACCUUACAUGUAUGAUUUUGAUUACAUACACGGGUUUGGCUGACUGAGAAGUACAUGUACCUGUUAACGGCAUAAUAGCAUGUUGAUAAAUGGCAAACUAAUUUCUUGAAGUUAUGUGCAAUAAACUAUUUUUUGGUAAAUAA